This is a messenger RNA of Protopolystoma xenopodis, 570 nucleotides long. The record is from the annotation of a GenBank genome assembly. NCBI's taxonomy places the organism in Eukaryota, Metazoa, Platyhelminthes, Monogenea, Polystomatidea, Polystomatidae.
AUGUUCGCUGCUCUUUGCAACCGACCAGAUCCAAAUUUGGGUAGUGUGGUAGCUGGUCAAUUGUACUCGCCUUCCGAGACCUGGCCAAUAACAGCUAUGGUUGUCUGGACCACUAGAUCUGACUGGCCAAUGGACUCUUGUAGUUCAAUUUUAUCGAUAAAAUCAGAGUCUACAAACUGCAAUAAUCCAAUUCUGGUUGCAUCUGCCUUAGGAAAUGGUCGUAUUAGUCUCCACUUGUUUGAUCCAUCCAAAUCAACAUCCUCAUCUACGGAUACCAGCAAACUUUGUCAUACCAUUUUGCAAGUUGAUGCUCAUGCAAGAAGGAUUACAGGACUAGAUUGGGCCCAAAUUGACUCCAGCCUUCCUGUUGAAUCUUCGGAACAAACAUUUGCAAUGUCUACAGGGCGUACCCCGGUGACUAUGUCCAAGCCUAAAGCCUGGAUUCUGGCGUCCGUCUCAGAAGAUUCAAUAUUGCGUGUUUGGAGAGUGGGAAGCCGACAAGAUGAACUCAAAUUGCGACCACAUUUAUUGGAUAAGUACCCUUUUGAGGUAAGGACAUGCCUAUUUUAA